CCAUUGGCAUGUGGCGCAUGUACCUUGUUGGUAGGGGUACAUGGGCCGGACCCGCAACCACGGCAUUCCUGCGCGUCCCUGUCCGCGCACAGCGACUUGAGAAUGUCUGAAGCACAUGCUAAUCUGAUCUGGCCUGGCUACUAACGUAGCUAGGCAGUCGAGUCUCGCGUCCUAAGGGGUUCAGGCAAGCUACCUUACUUAGCCCACCUCUCCUUCUUCUGGUAGAUAAAUACUUUCGUUUCAGUCCAUGCCCGUCUGUGGCGUCAACCUCGUCACCAUCGUCCGCAUCCAUUGCAUAACAGCUCUCCUCCGUGCCAGCCGUCUCUUUCCCUCCGACUUGCCCUCCUUCAGUAAGUCUCUUUUCUCUCCCUCCCUUUUAGCUUUGCCUUACCUCGCCCUCCCUCCCGAUACAUCUCCUCCCCCUUCUCCCUCCCACUCAGUUACUACCUGCCCGCCCCCUCAAGAAACUUUCUUCUCGUCCUUGCGUCUUUCCAACUUUCCCGUCAGAAAUACCUACCUCCUUUGCUUUCUCAAACCUCACCUCUCCCUCCAACCACUCACUCAUACACCAACCAGACCUGCCUCGACAUCGACCUUUCCUGACAAGAUCCCACUCCUACAGCUCAGCUCAGCUCCACUGCUUGCUCUGCAUCUCUCACAGGCCUUGCUCUCGAGCCUCCAACCGAAGCUCAAGCACCCACGAGCAGCACUUGCCAGUAAAUCCCAUUCGACUUGACUUCGCCGGGCUACGCGCUUCGACGAAUCAAUAGCACCAACCUUCUCAAUCAAACACCCACCUCUUUCUAAAUGCCCAAAAUGGCCCAAGUCAACGGCG
Messenger RNA from Colletotrichum navitas, 835 nucleotides. RefSeq lists its product as uncharacterized. The coding region runs from base 248 to 736 and encodes 162 amino acids. NCBI's taxonomy places the organism in Eukaryota, Fungi, Ascomycota, Sordariomycetes, Glomerellales, Glomerellaceae. The transcript has a single exon. The record is from RefSeq and is a predicted model, not a curated record.